This is a messenger RNA of Elephantulus edwardii (Cape elephant shrew), 1041 nucleotides long. It is a transcript of the gene TMX4, whose product is annotated as thioredoxin-related transmembrane protein 4. Bases 1 to 1041 code for a protein of 346 amino acids. The record is from RefSeq and is a predicted model, not a curated record. The transcript is spliced from 8 exons. Lineage: Eukaryota; Metazoa; Chordata; Mammalia; Macroscelidea; Macroscelididae.
AUGGCGGGCUGGCGUUUCGGCCUGCGACGGAUGGCGCUCCUCGCUGCUUGGUUCGCAGCGGUGGUGGCCGACCCUGAGAAGGCCGAGGUGCCGCCGGCUAAGCGGAGCCUGGUCCAGUCCAUGACCGCCUCCAACUGGACGCUGGUGAUGGAGGGCGAGUGGAUGCUGAAAUUUUACGCCCCUUGGUGUCCGUCCUGCCAACAGACUGAUUCAGAAUGGGAGACAUUUGCCAGGAAUGGGGAUAUACUUCACGUCAGUGUAGGGAAGGUGGAUGUCAUUCAAGAACCAGGUUUGAGCGGUCGCUUCUUUGUCACCACACUCCCUGCUUUUUUCCAUGCAAAGGAUGGAAUUUUCCGCCGUUACCGGGGCCCAGGAAUCUUCGAAGACCUGCAGAAUUAUAUCGUAGAGAAGAAAUGGCAGUCAGUUGAGCCUCUGACUGGCUGGAAGUCCCCAGCUUCUCUAACAAUGUCUGGAAUGGCUGGUCUUUUUAGCAUCUCUGGCAAGAUAUGGCAUCUUCACAACUACUUCACGGUGACUCUUGGAAUCCCUGCUUGGUGCUCUUACGUCCUUUUUGUCGUUGCCACCUUAAUUUUUGGUCUUUUAAUGGGUCUGGUCUUGGUGAUAAUAUCGGAAUGUUUCUAUGUGCCUAGGAAUUCAUCUGACCAUUCUGAACAGAAUGAGAAGGCAGAGGAUGCUCAUAAGGCUGAGCGGCUGCAAGAUGCAGAGGAGGAGAAGGAUGACUCGAAUGAAGAAGAAAACAAGGACAGCCUUGUAGACGAGGAAGAGGACAAGGAGGACCUGGGUGAUGACGAGGACUUGGAAGAAGACGAGGAAGACGACAACCUGGCUGCCGGUGGAGAUGAGGAGAGGAGCGGCACCAACGAGCAGGAACCCCCGAGAGAGGACCCCAUAGCUGCGGAGGAAAGGGGUCCCGAGAAGCCCGAAGGGGGGGCCCCUGAGCAGCACUCUUCCGCUUACACAGAGGUGGCGGGGGACUCGCUGAGGCAGCGCAAAAGUCAGCACGCCGAUGAGGGGCCCUAG